CUCCAUUCUUUCGCCGUCCGUCGCAGUACUUUGAAACAGCCACGGAACAGAAGCUUGAGAGCAGAAUCUAUACUUAAUUCCAUCUCAGCACAUUCUUUAAUAAUACUUCAAGACCAUCUUCAAAAGACAAAUUCAAUUCGAACUCUAUCCAGCUCAACCGAUCAGGCCUAUUUUAUAUACAUUGCCGAUUGAUUGGAGACUUGUGAAUCUUUUUCUUUGCCAAACUACUUUGCCUUAAAUAUCUGCAAUAAUGCGUGAAUGUAUCUCUGUCCACGUUGGCCAAGCCGGAUGUCAGAUUGGCAACGCAUGCUGGGAGUUGUACUGCCUGGAGCACGGCAUCCAGCCUGAUGGCUAUCUACCAUCUGAGAAAACCACUUCGAAGGCGAGCGAUGAGGCCUUCAAUACUUUCUUCAGUGAGACGGGAGCUGGCAAACAUGUUCCUCGGGCCAUCUUCGUCGACCUCGAGCCGACGGUCAUCGACGAAAUCCGCGCCGGUACCUACCGUCAGCUCUUCCACCCUGAGCAGCUGAUCACCGGCAAGGAGGAUGCUGCCAACAACUACGCCCGUGGUCACUACACGGUCGGCAAGGAGAUCGUCGACCAGGUCUUGGAUAAGAUCAGAAAGUUGGCUGACCAGUGUACAGGUCUCCAGGGAUUCCUCAUCUUCCACAGCUUCGGCGGCGGCACCGGCUCGGGGUUCACCUCGCUGCUCAUGGAGCGUCUCUCUGUCGACUACGGAAAGAAGUCCAAGCUUGAGUUCGCCAUCUACCCAGCGCCCCAGGUAUCUACUGCCGUGGUCGAGCCCUACAACGCUGUCCUCACCACCCACACCACCCUCGAGCACUCCGACUGUGCCUUCAUGGUCGACAACGAGGCCAUAUACGAUAUCUGCCGUCGUAACCUCGACAUCGAGCGUCCUUCCUACACCAACCUGAACCGUCUCAUCGGCCAGAUCGUCUCCUCCAUCACCGCCUCUCUGCGAUUCGACGGCGCCCUCAAUGUUGACCUAACAGAGUUCCAGACCAACUUGGUGCCUUACCCAAGGAUUCAUUUCCCUCUAGCUACGUAUGCUCCCGUCAUCUCUGCAGAGAAGGCCUUCCACGAGCAGCUGAGCGUUUCCGAGAUCACUAACUCUCUGUUCGAGCCCGUCAACCAGAUGGUGAAGUGCGAUCCCCGUCACGGCAAAUACAUGGCCUGCUGUCUCCUCUACCGUGGUGAUGUCGUCCCCAAGGACGUCAACGCCGCCAUCGCUCACAUCAAGACCAAACGUUCCAUUCAGUUCGUGGACUGGUGCCCAACUGGCUUCAAGGUCGGUAUCAACUACCAGCCACCUACUGUCGUGCCCGGCGGCGACUUGGCCAAGGUCCAGCGUGCCGUCUGCAUGUUGAGCAACACAACUGCCAUCGCCGAGGCCUGGGCCCGUCUCGAUCACAAGUUCGAUCUGAUGUACUCCAAGCGCGCUUUCGUCCAUUGGUACGUCGGAGAGGGUAUGGAGGAAGGAGAGUUCUCCGAGGCUCGUGAGGAUUUGGCUGCUCUUGAGAAGGACUACGAAGAAGUUGGUGUUGACUCAGUCGAUGAAGCCGAUGAAGAAGAACACGACGAGUACUAACUUCACUGGAAGAAAUGUUAAAGACGGUGCUACAAAUAACUCUCUGUGUGAGCAAACUGUACCUGAAAUUUAGAUCAAGAACUCGUGGGCCUAUAGUACUGUUGAACCUCGUUACAUCCAACUUCUUGGAGCCUAAGGCCUCGUUACACUAAACUCUUGUUACAAUGAAACCUUGCUAUAUCGGGCUUUAAAAGAAAAAGAAUUGAAUUAAUUGGGACUGGCGUAAUUACCUUGUUAUAAUGAGAAUUUGCUGUAAAACAGUGGUCUUUAUAAAUGGGUUCCACUGUUUGUAAUGUGGUGCUGCUCAGUACUGGCAUGACAAAGUAAAUUUGCACGGAUUUAGCCGUGUAUGUCCAAACAAACGACUAUUUUGAUUUUGCCUCAAUGAAAAAAGUUAAUGGUACUGAUAUAGCAAUCAUAUUUUCAACAGGAAAACAUUAUGAUUCUUAGUCUAGCAAAGAGAUUCAAACUAAUUCCUCAACGGAAAUGCGGCCAAUUUCCCGUAGUAAAUGUAAGCAGGAAAUCAACCGAUUUUGAAAAGGCAAGAAGUGUUUAUCCUUUCAUUGAAAAAAACAACACCUACAUUCAACUUAACAUUGAGCAAAAGCUGAACAAAUUGUGACUUCUUUUAGUGAUAACACAUGAACUAGUAAAUAGCCAAAUAUCGGUUUCAUUCGAUAAGUUUAUACACAAAGAAUUCGAUUCGCAGAAACAUUCACUUUUGAGUAUAAAUUUGACUGUUUCUUUAAUAAAUAUAUAACAGCUAUGCUAUCGACACUAAACAGGCUGGUCUUCAAUAGUCCACGUUGUAUACUUGGUG
Messenger RNA from Strongylocentrotus purpuratus (purple sea urchin), 2429 nucleotides. RefSeq names its product tubulin alpha chain. Gene Ontology annotation, biological process: microtubule cytoskeleton organization; mitotic cell cycle. NCBI's taxonomy places the organism in Eukaryota, Metazoa, Echinodermata, Echinoidea, Camarodonta, Strongylocentrotidae. The record is from RefSeq and is a predicted model, not a curated record. Gene Ontology annotation, molecular function: GTP binding; structural constituent of cytoskeleton. Bases 251 to 1609 code for a protein of 452 amino acids. The transcript is spliced from 4 exons. Gene Ontology annotation, cellular component: microtubule; cytoplasm.